Podospora pseudopauciseta is the source of this 3796-nucleotide messenger RNA. RefSeq names its product Phosphoserine transaminase (gene SER1). The record is from RefSeq and is a predicted model, not a curated record. The transcript is spliced from 3 exons. Gene Ontology annotation, biological process: L-serine biosynthetic process. The coding region runs from base 263 to 1627 and encodes 454 amino acids. Gene Ontology annotation, cellular component: cytoplasm. Gene Ontology annotation, molecular function: pyridoxal phosphate binding; O-phospho-L-serine:2-oxoglutarate transaminase activity. Lineage: Eukaryota; Fungi; Ascomycota; Sordariomycetes; Sordariales; Podosporaceae.
UCCCCUAGUGCCCUAUGAACAACCCCACGCCCCACGGGAAGCCACUGCGACUGACAUUAAACCCCUGUAAAACACUUGCGUAAGAGUCUGGGGAAAAGGCACGAGUCGCGUCAUUUCUGGCAGCUUUCCAUUGACAGAAAAGCCCCGGUUUCGGAUCGCCUACUGUCAUGUUGCGUUGCUGCUGGCUGGCUUAGGGUCCAGACAGGACAGGGGAGUGGGUGAGCGAGGUGGGCGAUGCGGGGUCCACAUUCAUAAAAGAAAGAUGCCCCGCCAUCCACUGAAGACGAGAGAACUCUUGGAAAGAGUCAUUGUAAUAAAUCUCUUGUGCUACAAGACACACAACAAAAUGCCUUCUCGCGCCGACAUCACAUACUUUGGCGCCGGCCCUGCCGCCCUUCCCACCGACGUCCUGGAAGCUGCCUCCAAGGCCCUCCUCGACUACAACGGCACUGGUCUCGGCAUCGCCGAGCACAGUCAUCGCUCUGAGCUGGCCACCAAUAUCAUCAACGAGGCCAAGGCCGACCUGGCCAACUACCUCGAGUUCUCUCCCGAGAACUAUGAGGUCAUCUUCAUGCAAGCCGGUGGUACCGGAGAGUUUGCCGCCUCAGUCUACAACCUUGUUGGCGCCUGGGUGAGCAGACAACACGCCGCUCUCAAGAAGGAGCUCGGUGAUGAUGAAGAGGCUAUUCUGGCUGCUCUCCGCAAGAAGGUCGAGACAGAGCUCAAGGUCGAUUACAUCGUCACCGGUGGCUGGUCCCUCAAGGCUUACCAAGAAGCUCAAAGACUCUUGGGCCCCGAGUAUGUCAACCUCGUUGCUGAUGCUCGCACCAUCAACGAUGGCAAGUUUGGCAAGAUUCCCGAUGAGUCGACAUGGAAGCUCAGCAAGGACGCCGCCUAUGUCUACUUCUGCGACAACGAGACAGUCGACGGCGUCGAGUUCCCGGCCUUCCCUUCGGUCCUCACCCCUGAUGCCAACGGAAACGGUCCUAUCGUGGUGGCCGACAUGUCGUCCAACAUUCUGUCCCGCCGCAUCCCAGUCAACAACUACUCUCUCAUCUUCUUUGGUGCCCAAAAAAACCUCGGCUCUACUGGUGUCACUGUUGCCAUCCUCAAGAAGAGCUUCCUCCCCCCUCACGUGGUCCAGCCCAGCGCUCCCCUUCUCAGGAAGCUCGGCUUGCCAAUUCCCCCCAUCAUCUUGCAGUACGAGAUUGUUGCCAAAAACAACAGCUUGUACAACACUCUGAGCAUCUUUGACGUCUACAUUGCCGGUCAGGUUCUCAAGAAGCUCCUCAACACCUACCCCGACAAGGUCGACGGCCAACAGGCUGUUGCUGAGAAGAAGGCUUCUCUCAUCUACGGCGCUCUGGAGGCCCAUCCAGAUGUGUACCGCGUUGUUCCUGACAAGACCGUCAGGUCAAAGAUGAACAUUUGCUUUAGGGUGACAAAGAACGGAGACACAGACGAGACCGAAAAGAGCUUCCUCAAGGCUGCCACCGUCUUGGGCUUGACUGGUCUCAAGGGCCACCGCAGCGUCGGCGGCAUCCGUGCCUCCAACUACAACUCCAUCCCUCUGGAAGGCGCCGAGAAGCUGGCCAAGUUUGUCCAUGACUUUGCAAAGGCUUCCUGAGUGGAUUCUUGGUCUCGAAAACUGAAAAGGGGGCACAUGAGCAUUCAACAAGGGGAUUCACACGUAUCUCUUGCAUAUUUGCAUAAUCUGGUUCAUUCAACCACCUAGCGUUCUUGUUACUUUUCAAAUCAUAAUUUCAUUACCCAACUCGGACCUCAAGAUGACUUUUCAAUCUCCUCCUUCAACCACCCCGGCAGCUCGGGAAUCUUGUCCCACCCGCUCAAAAAUUCCUCUGGCUUCCCGCCCGGGCGGGCAUAAAUCCCACCGACAUACCAAACCUUUUCCCCCUUCUUCACCGUCCCCUGCAACGUCGGGAUAGCAGUCCUGCUCUCGACCAGGUUGCUGUUGGGGUCGGCAUUCACCAAGUUCGCCUUCCUUAUACUCCCGCCCUCCAAAGCCCUAAUCCCAACCGCACCCUUGGUCUUAUGAACCGCAAACGCCCCCUUUUGGCCGUCUGCCCACGCCUCAGGAGUAGCAAGAUCAUAAUUCCCAAUCAGCUUUGGACUCGUCCCCUCCCCCUUGGACUCAUCCCACAAAUCCAAAUACCGCCCCUUUGACUCCCGCAGCGUCGACUCAUUGCAGAUGGCAAAACUCCCAUCAGCCGUCAUGACCUCCCUUCCCUCGGCCCAGAUGUGAUGAACCCGGAAAUGGUAGUUCUCCGUCGCUCCUGGAACAGGCGGAAGGAGAUAGGUCUUGACGUGGACAUCCACAAAAGGCUUCCACUCUGAGAUGAGGAACGGGGUCCCAUCUGGUGCUGUUUUGAGCUGGGAGGCUGACAGCCGUCUGGUUUUCCAGUACUCGCCCCCGUCGUCGGAAAGGCCGAGUUGGGAGGCUAGGGCGUAUUGCUCCAGUGUGAAGAGCCCGGGGGGGACGGAGUAGGCGUAGGAGGACGAGUAGGCGAAGCCGCCGUAUUUGGCGUGGGUGCCUUUCAUGGGGUAGGAGCAGGCUUGACCGGAGGAGAGGAGGAAGGUGUGGGUUCCGAGGCUGACCAUGAUGUGGCCCGGCUGAGGCAGAGCCUUCACCGGGGGCAGCACACCCCAGUGGUCUUGUUCUUCCGAAGUCCAAAAGGGGUGCGUCUCAGGGACGGCGAGACAGAUAAACGCCAGACAAGCCCAGUACUGUUCCCCAUAUUAUCAACCUUUUUGGUCUCUUGUCAAGAAAAGAAAAUGAAUAAAAAAAGAAAAAAAAGGGAGGGGGGAAAACAGGACUCACCGGCGAUCCAGGACUGUUGUAAUUCUCAGCCAUGUACAUAUUCGGAUAACUAUACCCAAUCGUCAACGUCCCGCUGCUGCUCCACAUGUCAGCCUGCGUCUGCCACCACCGGAGAUGUCUCAUCACAAUCCCCUUCACCAUCCCCCACGUCAGCGGUUUCGGGAGUUCAACAUCGGCGUAGGCAAUCGCUCCCCAGAAGGAGACCAUGGCAAAGCGGUAGCCUACCGACCUGCCAAAGGGGAUGGACCGGCCUUCUGUGUCGUAAUAGUGAGCUAAGUCGAGGGCGGCCAUUUGCGCCCGCUUCUUGAACUCGGCCGCGCGGGCGGGCUCGUCGUGGCCGGCGAGUUUGGCGUAGAGGAGUUGGAGGAAGUGGAUGGCGAAGGAGGAGGAGUAGUAGUCCAUUUCUGUUUUCAACAUCCGUCAGUCAUGUUUGCCGGGUUGGAGCGAGGGAGGGAAAACAAACGAUGAAUCCCCUCUGGCCCGUCAUUACUCCAUCCAUCCCCUCUGUAAAAAGUUUCCAGAUGCUCAACAUCCCUAUCCAACCUCUCCUGGCUAUACUUUCCCCCAUUCUUCUUCAGCCCAAGAUUCGCAAAAACCCUAAACCACAACCAGUUCGUGUCCGGCAUGCUGUAGGUACCCUAGGCGUCAGCCCCCCCCCCUCCCCUUUCUCCCUACCUUCCCAUACCAGAGCAGGCAAGACUUACUUCUUCUCAUUGAUGCUAUUCCCCAACCAACUCUCCAGAUCCCUCCUCCCCUUAUCUCCCAACCCCUCCCAUAUCCCUGGCACCACGGCAAGCGCAAACCCCAAAGGGCACAUCUCCACCAUCCUCUGGUCAUUAUCCCUCGGAUACCCCCAAUACUCCUCCCCAUCGGGAUCAACCCCGUUUCUUAUCCCCUCCACCCAGUAUUCUGCCGCAUGAUACCCCCCCCCUCCCGCCAGCAAGCACGCAAGCCCCC